AUGUCUAAAGCUUACCCAUGGUACACGAGGGCUACAGAUAUAGCUCACAGACUGACAAUAGUUGGUUUAGUAGGAUUCACUUUUUACAUGGCUGGAAAUGUUGGUUGGACCAUAUACCAAACGGGAAAACAAAACGAGCGAAGGUUAGCUAUCCAGAAGGAAAUGGAAGCUGCUAAAGCCCAAGCAAAUAUUGAAGAGCAACCAGUCACCAAUUAG
This is a messenger RNA of Komagataella phaffii GS115, 216 nucleotides long. RefSeq lists its product as hypothetical. The transcript has a single exon. Lineage: Eukaryota; Fungi; Ascomycota; Pichiomycetes; Pichiales; Pichiaceae. The record is from RefSeq and is a predicted model, not a curated record. Bases 1 to 216 code for a protein of 71 amino acids.